AAUUAUCAACAGCAUUAAAGAUAAUGCAAAAGCGAGAAAAAUAGCUGCUAAAAAACUUGCCUCUUUGAAAAAAAUGCGCUUAAACAAAUAUGCAACAACAUUUCUAGGAAUAAGCCAGUCGUACAUGAGCAAACUCUCAAGACACUCGCAGGAAGAUAGCCCCAAAAGAAAAACAAGAAAAGACAAAACCUCAGCUGAGACUACAGGAACCAUAGUUAACUUCUUUAGACAAGGAGAUAUUUCAACAAACCUACCAGAUUCAAAAAGAAUUAAAUCCAAUCUUGAGGAAAGAAGGGUGCUCAACAAGACUUUGAAAGAAACCUAUAGAGAAUAUAGAGAAAGUAACUUAGAUGUGGUAGGUUUUUCCACAUUUGCCCGGUUGAAACCCUGCAAUGUAGAGACCACUUGUAAGAGAAAAUGGAAUCCAUGUUUGUGCGAGAUGUGUACUAAUGUUGACCUGAAAAUCUAUGCCUUAUCACAGCUGGCAGCAAAAUUUAAAAGUAAUGUAAAAAUUGACAGCAAAUAUGAAGCAGUAGAAAAGACCCUGUGUGAAAGGGGCAAUGAGAAGUGGCACAAAAAAAUUGCAUCCAGAGGGAAUGUGUUGCUUGUGGUACUGAUGGUGUUGUAUCUUUCUUUACUCCACUCAUGCGAGAAACAUCAAACCAAAAAAUUAAAUACAUUAAGUGGGAACGAAUGACCAAAGAAAAGAAUGGAAAACAAGUAACACAGAUCAUGCCAAAAACUUACGAAAAAAGUGCCACUGAGGUUGUUUUGGAUCUUGCUAAAGAGCUGGACAAACUAGCAGCCCAUUUAUUUGUUGCUGCUUGGCAACAAAAUCAGUUCUCGCAUCUUCUAAAGAGUGUGCCUUCCCACUGGGUCAUUCUUAACAUGGACUUCUCCGAGAAUUAUUCAUGUGUGAACCAAAACGAGGUCCAGAGUGCCCACUGGGGCCAUAACAAUAUAACGAUACACCCAGCUGUAUCUUAUUACAGAUGUCCAAAUGAAAACUGUAACGACACAAUACAGGAGUCUCUGAUAUUUGUGUCAGACGAUCUAGUACAUGAUGCGCAUGCAGUAGCAACAUUUGUUGCUAAAGCAAAUGAACAUUUGCAGAACAAAAGAGGAUUGAUAAUUGAAAAACAAAUUCAGUUUACUGAUGGAUGUUCUGCGCAGUAUAAAUCCAAAACUCCCUUUACAGAUAUUUCAUACAGCAAAGAGGACUAUGGGUUUGUGGUUGAAAGACACUUCUACGGUUCACGCCAUGGGAAAGGGCCCUCGGAUGGUGCCGGAGCAGUUGUAAAGUCAGGAGCAAGAAGAGCAGUAAUGGGCAUGAAUGUUGUUAUUAACAAUGCAGAGGAUCUUUAUAACUUUGGGAAGGAAAAGCUUGAAAGCACAGAAGAGAAAACUGACCAUUUACAUCACAAAAGGACUUUCUUCCUCAUUGAAAAUAUCGACAGAAACCGCCCAGACAGAAGCAAAACAAAGACUGUUCCUGGAACUCGAAAAUUGCAAUGUAUUAAGUCGACAGAAGAAAAGUAUUCUCUCCUGACAAGAAACCUGUCUUGUUUUUGUCAAGUAUGUGUAGAUAACACAGCAGAUGAAAUUCAGUGUGAAAAUUCUGAACUUGUGGAUCAGUGGACUUCUCAGGAAUUACACCAUACUGCUGUGGGAAAUGAUGUUCGUCAAACCAGAGGGAGGGGUAGAAAUGCAGGAACAAGAGGAGCAAGGGCUAGAAGGGGUGAUAGAGGUUUAAGAAAUAGAGGAGGAGGAAGGACAAGAGAGGAAGAUAGAGAUCUAAGAAUUGGAGAAGGAGGAAGAGGAGUAAGGACUAGAGGAGAAGAAAGAGGAGCAAGGACAAGAGGGGAAGGUAGAGAUAUAAGAAUUGGAGAAGGAGGAAGAGGAGUAAGGACUAGAGGAGAAGAAAGAGGAGCAAGGACAAGAGGGGAAGAUAGAGAUCUAAGAAUUGGAGAAGGAGGAAGAGGAGUAAGGACUAGAGGAGCAAGGACAAGAGGGGAAGAUAGAGAUCUAAGAAUUGGAGAAGGAGGAAGAGGAGUAAGGACUAGAGGAGAAGAAAGAGGAGCAGGGACAAGAGGGGAAGGAAGAGAUGUAAGAAUUGGAGAAGGAAGAGGAAUAAGGACUAGAGGAGGAAGAGGAGUAAGGACUAGAGGAGUAGAGAGAGGAGUAAGGACUAGAGGAGGAAAAAGUAGAGGAGUGAGAACUAGAUCAGAGACAAGAUACAGUUCAGAAAGUGAAGAGUCCUUUGUAGAAGAUUCUGAGGUUUCCGAUCAUUAUUCCAUGCAGUCAAGUCCUUUCAGCGAAAGUGCGUCUGUGCAACAAGACAGUGAUGAGAGUGAUGAUAUUUUACCGAACAUCUCGGGACUCUCUGCCAUAAUUGCUUCUCUUGACAAGGAUGAUGGCUCUUUAUCCCCUGUCUUCUUCCAUGAAAUUGUGGUAGAGGAACCUGUCCUCCCUUUCAUAGAGGAACCUGUCCUCUUUUUGAAAAACUAA
Magallana angulata is the source of this 2508-nucleotide messenger RNA. RefSeq lists its product as uncharacterized. The record is from RefSeq and is a predicted model, not a curated record. Bases 646 to 2508 code for a protein of 620 amino acids. NCBI's taxonomy places the organism in Eukaryota, Metazoa, Mollusca, Bivalvia, Ostreida, Ostreidae. The transcript has 5 exons.